GCUCAUUGGAUUCCCUCACUCUUUCCUCCUGCACACCAUUCAUUCCUUGUUGGUAUGUUUUAAGCCAAAGAAAUAUACUCUUCCUCGUUAUCCCUCCCUCAGAUCUCCUCAAUUUUACCAUCAACAAAUUUCCCCACCCAAACAAGGCAUUAUCAUCUUCAGUCUUUUUCUUAUAUUGGGGGCAUUCGAGAAUAAUCAGAAACUGCAAAGGGAAGCCACAAUGUUGUCAUUUUCUUACUCAUUGCCUCUCUUCCUCUGUUUUAUCUCAAGCUUUAACGGAAUCUUUGCUGCCACAGAGUUCGAUUUCGGUACGUUAAACCUCAGCAGCUUGAAGCUCCUUGGUGACGCUCACUUAAACAAUGGGAGCGUCAGGCUCACUCGCGACCUCCAAGUACCCGCUUCCGUCGCCGGCAGAGCCUUGUACUCGAAACCCGUCAGAUUCCGGGAACCCCAGACUCAUUCUCCUUGUAGCUUCUCCACCUUCUUCUCCUUCUACAUUACCAACCUUAACCCGUCUUCUAUCGGCGGUGGUUUAGCCUUUGUCAUUUCCCCGGAUGGUGAUUUCAUUGGCGCCGGCGGCGGCUCUUUGGGACUCUUAGAUGAUAAGGGUCGGGGCUCGGGGUUCGUUGCUGUUGAAUUCGACACUCUUAUGGACGUAGAAUUCGAUGAUUUUAAUGGGAACCAUGUUGGUUUGGAUCUCAACAGCAUGGUUUCUUCUCAAGUUGGUGACUUGGGGGCUUUAGAUAUUGAUCUAAAAAGUGGGGAUCUCGUUAAUUCAUGGGUCGAAUACGAUGCUUCAUCUGGGAUUUUCAAUAUCUCCGUUUCUUACUCAACCUUGAAGCCUAAAGAGCCCAUGUUAUCAUUCCCUCUAGAUCUCGAUCAUUAUGUUAAUGAUUUCAUGUACGUAGGAUUUUCAGGCUCGACACAAGGAAGCACCGAGGUCCAUAGCAUUGAAUGGUGGAGUUUUAGCUCUUCUUUCAACUCAACUUCUCCGCCGCCUCCAACGGCUACUUUAAUGAACCCAACGGCUAAUAUUGUUAAAUCAAAGCCACCUUCAUUGGCUCCUUCAGAUUCUCAUUUGAGUAAGUCUUCGUCUUCUUCUUCUUGUCAUAACCAGCUUUGUAAGCAAGGUCCAGGGGCAGUUGCAGGGGUGGUAACGGCUGGGGCUUUCGUUUUAGCCUUAUUUGCUGGGGCUCUCAUAUGGGUUUACUCUAAAAAGUUGAAGCAUGUGAAGAAAUCCGAGUCUUUUCCAUCGGAGAUUAUCAAAAUGCCAAAAGAGUUCAGAUACAAAGAGCUGAAAGCAGCUACGAGAUGCUUCGAUGCUAAUAGAAUUAUCGGUCACGGUGCGUUUGGGACUGUCUACAAAGGCAUUUUACCGGAUAAUGGCAACAUUGUGGCUGUCAAGAGAUGUAGUCAUACUAGUCAAGGCAAGAAUGAGUUUUUAUCUGAAUUGUCAAUAAUUGGGACCCUUAGGCAUCGAAAUCUUGUAAGAUUGCAAGGAUGGUGCCAUGAGAAAGGUGAAAUUUUAUUAGUUUAUGAUUUAAUGCCUAAUGGGAGUCUGGAUAAAGCAUUAUUUGAAGCCAGAACGCCAUUACCAUGGGCUCAUAGGCAGAAAAUUUUGUUAGGAGUUGCCUCUGCUUUGGCCUAUUUGCAUCAAGAGUGUGAUCACCAGGUUAUUCAUAGAGACGUUAAGACCAGCAACAUAAUGCUGGAUGAAGGGUUCAACGCAAAGCUAGGCGAUUUUGGUUUAGCAAGGCAAAUUGAGCAUGAUAAAUCGCCUGAUGCCACGGUAGCUGCCGGCACAAUGGGAUAUUUGGCUCCCGAAUAUCUUCAAACUGGGAGAGCAACCGAGAAAACGGAUGUGUUUAGCUUUGGAGCUGUGGUUCUAGAGGUGGCUAGUGGAAGAAGACCAAUCGAGAGAAAUGCCAAUGCAGCGGCAAAAGUUGGAGCGAAUGGGAAUUUGGUGGAAUGGGUUUGGAGUUUGCGUAGAGAAGGGAGAUUGUUAGCUGCAGCUGAUGCCAGGUUGGAAGGUAAUUUCAAUGAGGGUGAGAUGAGGAGGGUCCUCCUGGUGGGGUUAGCAUGUUCACACCCUGACCCACUGGCUAGACCCACAAUGAGAGGCGUGGUCCAAAUGCUGGUGGGGGAAGCCCAGGUCCCAAUUGUUCCAAAAGCUAAACCCUCAAUGAGUUUCAGCACUUCUCAUCUAUUGUUGAGCUUGCAGGACACUAUAUCUGACUGCAACGAUAUGAUAAACUUCUUCAGUUCCUCGUCAGAAAAUAGCCACAUUGGUCCGGACCUUGUCUAAUAAAUAAUAAAAGGGCUGAGUUCCCCAAUAACAUGUAAAAGCACAAGUUUUAGGGAAUUGGGGACCAAGAAAAAUGGUGGGGGGAGUGAUUGAAGGUUGCCUAGUUGAUUCCACAAGCAAUCCCCAUUGUCAAAGGGCAGACAUGGGGGUUUGAGUAGACACUUGGUAAAGUACAGUGAAAAAUGUUUCAUAUUUAUUAUUUUAUUUUAUUUUUAAUUAAGAAACUUUAUUGAGUGGCGGUUGGUCA
Molecule: messenger RNA, 2552 nt
Organism: Gossypium raimondii (Peruvian cotton)
Lineage: Eukaryota; Viridiplantae; Streptophyta; Magnoliopsida; Malvales; Malvaceae
Product: L-type lectin-domain containing receptor kinase VIII.1
Exons: 1
Coding region: 221-2305 (694 amino acids)
Biological process (GO): protein phosphorylation
Cellular component (GO): plasma membrane
Molecular function (GO): ATP binding; carbohydrate binding; protein kinase activity
Source: RefSeq, a predicted model, not a curated record